UUUUUCCACGGUAGGAAAAAAGGCGCCUCUUCUUUUCCUUCCGCUUUGUGCUUCGUGGCUCUUUUGGCCCCGGCGACUCGCCAUCGCCCGUGAGGAGGCGUUUGCGAGCUGAGGUGAUGGCGACUGGGACGCCCGAUUCGCAGGCGCGAUUCGGCCAGUCGGUGAAGGGGCUUCUCACGGAGAAGGUGAACACCUGCGGCACUGACGUGAUCGCCCUCACUAAGCAGGUGCUGAAGGGCUCCCGGAGCUCGGAGAUGCUGGGCCAGGCAGCUCGAAAUAUGGUACUGCAGGAAGAUGCCAUCUUACACUCCGAAGAUAGUUUGAGGAAAAUGGCAAUAAUAACAACACAUCUGCAAUACCAGCAAGAAGCUAUUCAGAAGAAUGUUGAGCAGUCCUCGGAUCUACAGGACCAGCUGAAACAUCUGUUGAAAUAGAGCAGCUUGUAGGAAGGCUUUGCCUGAUCCCAAGGAGGAAACACCGUUGUGCUGUCGGUUUGAUUUUCCGUUUUCUUCUCCAGAAGUUAAGUUAGAAAAGGUCUGUGAAGAUGUGGAGGUUCUCCGGGAAAGAAGCUAGGCGGCUGAAUUUUGGAAGCACUUCUUGAAUCCCAUGCUAACCCAUGGGUAAUAACCCGUGCUGUUCUUGAAUGUUUAAGUUGCUAUAUUUUUUUUAAGGUGCUCUAUUAGAUUGAUGUUAAAGCAAAAUUAAAAGAUGUCUUAGUUUUUCCUAGAGAACUGUAAUGUCAAAAGCCAUGUUGUUUAUGUGUGAUUCUUAAACAAAUACCAGUAGAGUUUUAAAUUCAGAAAUAGAGCUAUUGUGAAUAUAGAAUUGAUUCAUAUUCUAUUAAAAGAAUUUUUUCUUUUAAUCAUAAA
This is a messenger RNA of Phyllostomus hastatus (greater spear-nosed bat), 869 nucleotides long. It is a transcript of the gene BORCS7, whose product is annotated as BLOC-1 related complex subunit 7. The record is from RefSeq and is a predicted model, not a curated record. Gene Ontology annotation, cellular component: BORC complex. The transcript is spliced from 5 exons. Lineage: Eukaryota; Metazoa; Chordata; Mammalia; Chiroptera; Phyllostomidae. Bases 117 to 434 code for a protein of 105 amino acids.